AUGAGCAUAACAUAUAACGAGAAGAAAGUCAUGUGCCCAUUUUCUUCUCUGGUGAAAAUAAUGCUCCGUCAAAAACGUAUUCGCCCAAGUAGUCUUGUUCUACCGUCAAUUUCACAAACAGCUAUCACACAAAAACAUAGCUUAGAGCUAAUGAAAACAAUAGUUACGGCUACCUCAUAUACUUUGGGCUCGGUUGGGAUUCAGUGUCAUUAUAAAACCCAGAAAUUAAUUUCAAAUAGUCGUGUCUUUCCUAAAAUCACCUACAAACUUCGGUCUUAUGAUCCUGCUGAUCCUGAAAUAAGCUAUAAUGCUUUUGUUGAGGGUGUCAAGGCAAAGUCCCCUUCUUUUGAGCCAUCAGAGAACCUCAUGAUUUGGAAAAUCCUUCCACGCUCUCAGGAUUCAGCGGUGGAUAAAGUUUUAGACUGCCUUGAAAUCGGUGCAUUUGACGCAUUAAAGCAGGGAUACCUUUCAAAACUUCAAGUCUCUCUGCAUAGCAUCGACGAGAAACCAGUUGAUGAUUCAAAUCUCAUUGAAUCUUAUACCAUGAUAUUCGAGUAUGAUGACGGCAAUCAGCUUAAAGUCUGCUCAAAACUACAAAAUAAAUCUAUUGUUAUACAAAGUGCAAAAAAAAGUCUAUAUGAAUUAGUAAAUGAUGUCGGGUUCCUAAUUCAUCAUAUAAAUAGACAUAGGUCUACUGAUGCGGAAUUACCUGAACAGUUCAGGAUGUUGCUAUCAUUAAUGUAUAAUGAUAAAGCGUCUGAGAAUUAUCAGCCGCCAAUGUUUCGCCCUGGCAAUAGCAAUUCUAUAAAAAUCUUAGAAUCCGGUCAUCCCAACCCUAAUCUCCGGAUGAAAACUGGGUUUCAUAGUGUUACAAUUGGGGUACAUAUUCCUGAAAAAGAUCAAGUGAUACCAAUACGCGAACUCCCCGUCCGAAAUGCUACCACGAAAGUAGUUGAUCAGCCUUCUUCUCAUGAAGCAGGCCCUUUGACCAACAUAUCAUCACCAACAACAGCCAUAACAAGUACCCAAGUAGAGGGGAACCCUAGGAAACAAAGCUCGAGUACCCAAGAUACACUCAUACUAGGCUCAUCUAUUUCCGACAAUAUUGGAGUUCCGAUGAUUACGAAAAAAAAAGAAAUGCACACUGGUCAUUUUGUGUACAUACAAACUAUACAAGAUCGUGUAAAGCUUGCCAGCGUGCACCAGAUAAGACCAAAGGGUUCUCAAAACCCAUUAAAGUGUGAAUGCUUUUGUUGUGUUAUUUGCCUUAACUUAAAGCAUACGCGAUGCUAUGGGUAUCUCGAUGAAACCCCACCUCUUGAAACGGUGUGCUACACUUGUCUAUUAAUAGAUAAUGAUGCAGCACGGAUUGAAGAGGUGUUGAAACCACUCAGCAUUAAAAGACGUGCUUUAUAUUUUCUACGGGAGAAAGGGUUGUUAGUGAAUUCAGCUGACCUAGCGUCGUACUUAAAUAUGCCCAAAACUAGGGUUUCUCGGAUCCUAGGUGACUUUAAAGUCGAUGGCCUUCUAAAGGGUAGCAGAAAAGACAGAAAAAAAGCACCAAUGGCAACCUACACCGGUAAUGAUGAAAAAUUACGGAUGCUUUACUUCAGACCCCAGCAGGGAAUUGAACAUCUUCUUACUUCACCAAAGAAAUUGACUCCAGCUACUUUUAAACCUAAGGGCAUCGAGAGAGGUUUGGCUGGCCCCGAAAAUGAGAUCAGAAAGUUGUGUUCUGCAACGCAAGAUAAACAAAUUAGGCAGAAAGGUUUCCCUAAUAAUCCUUAUGCUACAAACUAUCCUGAUCAUCAAUUUAAAUCGAGCCUUGAAGUUUUAACUUCGUCGCAGGUAGUGAGGGAUUCAUUUGAUCAAAGUACCAACGAAUUAAAAUUAACUCCUCAGCCUAUAUCACAAGCAGGUAGCAGUACACAAGGAACACCAAGUCCUCGGGUAACUAGCGGUAAAUCUCAAUACCAAGGACUAGAAAAUCAAGACCAGAGGACAUGCACCGAAUCACUUGGAAAGCGUAAUUCUAUUGAGCCUAAGGCUAAUAGCAUACAGAAUGACUCUAAUAAGCGCUUUAAGGUUGGAAAUGUCAGUCCCUGGCUUAUACGUAAUCUUUGA
Blumeria graminis f. sp. triticale is the source of this 2124-nucleotide messenger RNA. The record is from the annotation of a GenBank genome assembly. Lineage: Eukaryota; Fungi; Ascomycota; Leotiomycetes; Helotiales; Erysiphaceae.